UCUAUUGUGCGCCAAUUGAUGGAUACCGUUAUAACAUAAUAUAAACUGUGCUACAAUAAUGGCAAAAACGAAAUUAUUUGCCGAUGAUAUUGAUGUGUGCGGUCCAAGGUAUCAAAGAAAAUGUCUGAAGACACUUCUUUUUCAAAUACUCGCCAUAUCUGGAAUAGCAUUGUUGGUGGUCUUCAUACUCUUAGUCUAUCACGCAAUAAGGCUUGAUAGUGGCGGAAAGCAUCGUAAUUUUGACACAUCGAAUUCCCAACAUCAGAAAAUACUAAAUAAUCUACCCUACAAUCAUUUACCUCGAGAUGAAGCCGCUAAUAGUCCGACAUCCAACUAUGACUAUAAAAUAACCAAUAAGUAUGAUCGAACUUUAGACGUUCAGCAUUUGCGCUCUUCAGUUUCCUACCAUCGACGUCGUAGAACUCUGCCCGACAUGUUGGAUCCUUUAUUUUUAGAGCGUGGUCCAAACUUCGAUAGAUUGUACACAAAAGUGCGAGACAAACGAACACGUAAGGAGUUGGGUGAAUUAGAGAAAGAAUACUUUCGUUGCAAAAAGGAGUCAGUAAAGAGUAGCAGUUGCAUGGUUUCGUUUCUAAAGCUGUACAAUUUAGCUAAAGAAAUCAGUGAGAAAAUGGACAAAAUGAAAGAGAUAUUUAAUGAUAAUGAAGAAACACGCACACAGAGUAAAAGUUCAGAUUCGAAAGAGUCCAAGGAACUCAAGGAAGAUGUUCACAAGGGCGCUAACAGCAAAGAAGAAACUGCUCCGAAGACGGAGUCGAGUUUAGCUACAGUGACGGAUGGAGAUGGCUUUGCGCAACGAAAUUCUAGUACUAAAGAGGACGAGGAGCAAAUUCAUUUUAGUUGGAUUAUAGAUGGACAACACGAUAAUUCUGAAGAUAAAGACACUACGAAGGAAAGUACAAGUGGAACAACACCAAGUAUUUUGCCAAAAUCAACCGCGGUCAGGGAAGUGUCACCUACUGCCACAGAUAGUACUCAAAGAACUGUGACUUUAAACAAAAAUUUGGCUAAUAGUACAAAUCACGGAACUGAAAGUGCACAGACGGAAAUACCGAAGAAACAUAAUGAUACAAGUUUUGCACACACCGAAAAUGAAUCACACAAAAUAAGCUGGAUUUUAGAUGGUUUUGAAAGCGAUAACGAAACCGUACACGUGGAUAAAACCGUAACUCUAAAAACUAAUGCAGAACCGUCAGAAAAAAACAAAACCACGGAAUUUGCUGAGCAUACUUCUGCCACAACUCAAGCGACAAAGACAAUUGUAGAUGAUAAACCUGAAAAGAUUAGUUGGAUAAUAGAUGGGCAUCAUGAAGAAGAUGAAGGAAAAGAAGAUAAACCUAAAAAUACGACACAGCCCAGUUUAUCAAAAGAAUUAACUUCCAGUAUCACCGAAAAAAUAAGCUGGAUUUUAGAUGAAACUGAAAUUGAAGAAACAACCCCCAAAGCUACAUCAAAAUCCACCAUGAAAAUAGAAGACAAACCCGAUAGGAUCAGUUGGAUUAUUGACGGUAAUGAUGACCAUAUUGUAACUACGUCCACAUCAAGGACCACAUCGACGUCGACACGAGAUAUAUUUGAAGAAUUGGAAGCGGUUACGGAAGCUGUUGAGAAAGAAGAAGAUAAGCUGCGCAAAUUGAAAUAUGACUCAAUAGUUGAAGAAGUAAACAAAUCCUACGAACAAUACAAAAAUGACACUUCAACCACAACACUACCACGUGGGCACUCCACACCCUACUUGGUAAUGAAUCAAACAGUUAUUCUUACUAAUACUACAGGCAUUAUGAUAACUUAUGGCGGAGACUGCGUAACAACACGAAAACCCGACAUUGAACAUGAAAAAGCACGUACAGGCGGUAACGACCGCUCGCAUCCUCUGGAUUAUCCCUCCAGUUUAGAGAAUAUGCUUGAUAGCUCUGAGAAACAGCACGGUUUUAAACAUAUAGAACAAGAUAUUCUUUGGCCAAAUAUUAAGAACUCUACUCCAACCACAAGCGCUCCGUAUGAUCCUAAAGUUUGGGAAGAACUAUUUCGCAAAACCUCAGUGGUACAACAUCAGCGGGAUGAAUUAAUUGAUACAUUCGAGAUAGGAGAUAUUGACUCUAUGAUGAAAUUUGGUGCCAAACUGAAUUCAGCAAACACAAACACUUUCCAGGAUGCCCAAUUCUUGUCGUUGUGUGAUCAAGUGGCAAGACGUUUGCACAACAAGGGUGCUUACACUGUGUCUGACUCCUUCACGCCGGCACCGAGUUCGCAAUUUACAAGUCGUGGACCAGGAGGCUUUCCAGUUACUGGUGAAACAAUGAAGGCCACGGCUCAGUUCCUUUACAAUCCCAAUUUCGGUAUGCCUACCAUACCGAUAUGCUUUUACAUAACCCCAGCCAACUUCCGCGUAAGUAAUCAGCACCCUAUGUGGACACCAAAUUUCCAAGGCAUGCCGGUCAGCUAUACUAGCGGUCCCAUGAGUUUUAAUACGCCAAAUGGUGUUUUCUUUGUGCCUCAGAACGUUGGUCCAACGGGAAGUUUCUUCGGCCAAACAGGUGGUACGGGAAAUGGUGGCCAAAGUAAUAUGGGUAAUCUGUUUACGAAGAAUGCUGCACCAAGAAAACAACAACAACAAUUCUUCUGCACUUACAUGCAAAACAAUGCCAAUAAUAGUCCCAGUGGCACGAGUGGUGGUGGACUUGGUAGCAGUUUUAACGUGAUGGGAUUCCGUAAUGGAAGCUUCAAGAUGCGUACGAGUGCCCAAAAUCUGUCGAGCGAUAUAAUUUAUGCCUCCUACACCAAUAUUCCUGAUCACUUGGGCCAUGUGGAUCAUUUUCAGUGUCCGUCGCCAGAGCAGACAGGUUGUUAUGGGGGCAAAGAGUGUAUCCAGAAGAGUGCUUGGUGUGAUGGUUAUGUGGACUGUUCUGACGGUAGUGAUGAGGCAGCUUGUCGUUGCAUAGAUCGUUUGGCCAGCAAACGUAUUUGUGACGGAUACGCUGAUUGUCCGAUGGGUGAAGAUGAGCUUGGUUGUUUUGGUUGCUCCGAUUUAAUAUAUUCAUGUUACGGCAGUUCUGAGGAAUAUACUGCAUUUAAUCGGUCGACGGUUUCAAUGUGUUAUAGUGCAACCGAAAAGUGUGACGGCGUUAUGAAUUGUCUAAAUGGACGAGACGAACUUGAAUGUAAUAUUAUUGUCAAAGAUGUGUCGGAUCAUAUGUCCCACGCUGUGUCAAGUUCGAGCGGUUUCCUCUUCCACAAUUAUCGGGGUGAAUGGUAUCCUGUCUGCAACAAUGCUCAAAAGUGGGCUAAUGAAGCCUGUGCUAGUGAAGCCGAACACAGCGCAAUACCGAAUGUGACUUUCCGUGCGAUAACAUUACCCGGCCCCUUUAUUGAACCUACUUUAGUGGGACAGGCGCAUUUUCCGCAGUCUUGUCAGCAACGCGAUGUACACGAUAAUCUCGUGGAUCAGGCUGCUUAUGUGAAUUGCUCAUCAACCAUGUGUGGUUUUGUGAAGAAGAAGACUGUAAAAGCUUUUCGUCGAAAACGUUCAAGAGCUUUGACAGCAUCGCAAACAAUGAAGAAGCAACAACAGCGUGGCAUAUUCAAUGGACGCAUUGUUGGUGGCAGCUAUAGCGCACCAAUGCAAUGGCCGUUCGUCGUUGCCAUAUAUAGAGAUGGCAAAUUUCAUUGUGGUGGAACAAUAUAUAACGAAAAUUGGAUUCUUAGUGCCGCUCACUGUGUUAUAAACUACCAUAAAUAUUAUUAUGAAAUUUAUGCUGGAUUGUUACGUCGAACGAGCUUUUCGAGCUCUACACAAAUCCGUGCAGUGUCUCAUAUAACUGUGCAUCAGGCAUAUGAGAGGCGUAGCAUGCGAAACGAUCUUUCCCUUUUACGCAUGAGUGAAUCACUGAAUUUUAAUCGUUGGGUGAAACCGAUUUGCUUACCCGAUAUGGGUCGAACUACUGUUGGCGAAGAUUGGAUUUGGGGACCCGAAGAGAAUACGUUAUGUACGGUUGUGGGUUGGGGGGCAGUGCGUGAAAAAGGGCCUGGAAGUGAUCAAUUACGUGAGGUUGUUGUGCCAAUACGGAAGCAAUGUAAAGAGCUAGAUGACAGGCGGUCUGAAGACGUUUGUGCUGGUGAUUCUGGUGGUGGACGCGAUGCCUGCCAGGGUGAUUCCGGCGGUCCUUUGUUCUGCCGCAGUGCUAACAAUACUGAGGAGUGGUACUUGGCCGGAGUUGUCAGCCAUGGCAAUGGAUGUGCGCGCCCUGAUGAAUUCGGCGCAUACACACGCGUUGCGCUCUUCUUGGAUUGGAUCGAAAUGGCGACAAAAUUUCUAGCGAAACUUCGGCCCCGUUUAACUUGUCCCGGUUACAUUUGUGUGUGGGGAGGGAAGCGCUGCAUACCUAAAAAGCAACGUUGCGAUCGUGUUGUUCACUGUUUAGGUGGUGAAGAUGAGGUGGGCUGCACUUACAAUUUCAUUCCAGAUAUGGUCGGUAGUAGCAUAAAUGCAACAGCAACAACUGAAAGUGAUUAUUAUCCCGAAAAUUUGGUAACACUCCCAUACUGCAAAGCAGCGGACACAGAACGCCAGGCUCGCGUAGAGUCAGAGGAAAAUGAGGAUAAUACAACGGCAUUCACAACAGAAGUUCCAACAAUUUCAGAGAUAACUAAAACUGAUAGUGUAAAUUCCACUGAGUUUGGUAAGACUGAAACAAUUACAACAGAGUCUGGUAUAGAAGAGACUACUAUAAAUCAAACCACUACCAAAGAAUCAAAUACUUCUGAAGCAAACAGCGCCAAGCCAACAACUACCGAAAUCAGUACCACAGAGUCCACUACCGAAAGCGAAACCACAUUAUGGACUGCGGCAGACACACCAAUUAUCUCUCCCAGCACGACGGAAGUUAUUACAACUACUACGGUAGUGAGUACCACAGAAAUAAGUACAACAGUGAGAAUUGAGACAACAGAAAUGAGUACGACGGAGACCACAACUGAAACUACGACGCCCUCUAAAAUCACAACAGAAUCGUUAACGCCUUUUGAUAUUGAAAAUUUGGUUACAACUCAGCCAACGGAUGCUACGCUAUCUCCUACCCACAAGCCAGAUACAACGCAGACAUCGAAAAAAAUAGCAAAUGAUGUAACUUUAACUUCGGAAACGUCUAAUGAUUCAACUACGAGUAAGCCAAAGAAGUUUAGUAAUACCACUAUGCCGGGGAAAUUCGUCUGCCAAAGAAUACCGCAAAUCGUAGAGUUUGCAAAUCGAUGCGAUCGAGUUUUGGAUUGCGAAGAUGGCACGGAUGAGGAGUCCUGUACAUGUCGAGACUAUUUGAAAGGAUCUCUCAAUAUACUAAUUUGUGAUGGGAAGGUUGACUGUGAAGAUUUUACCGAUGAAGAGAAUUGUGGUGAUUGCAAUGACAGUGAAUUUCUGUGCCCACUUUCUAAAAUUUGUGUGCCGCUGCAAAAACGUUGUGACGAUACUAUCGACUGUGCUUUUAAGGAAGAUGAAAAGGACUGCUUUGCUCUAACGAAUGGAAAGAAAAUUGUUUUGGACGCCGAUAGGCGACCCGUUCUGAAUAAUGCCGGUAUAUUUUCUCGUAAUACUUACGGUAAAUGGCGUGUGGUAUGCUCUCAUGAGAUUCCUUUUUCGGAAAAAAUUUUCACAACGGCAGAAAAUGUAUGCGCACAGCUAGGUUUCAAAAGUUUAAAAUUCUACAAUACAACUAAAUUCAUUACACACGACUCCAUAGUACCCAUACAUCCGGAUAUUCAAAAGAAAACUAAAAAUUUGCGUAUACACUUUUCCGCCAUAGAAGAGGACAAUCACCAUUUCUCCAAUACGGAACGCCAAUUUCGUGUAAACGAUCAAGCAUUCAAGGCGCGCACUCAAUUCAUAGAACAUGUGAAGGAUGAGUGCUUUGGUCUCUUUGUGGAAUGUGAAGCCAAAGCUUAUAAAGUAGAGCCUAUUAAGACUGUAAGUGCGGGAGACGAAGUAUCGCCAUCGGGCUUGCCAUCAUCUGUAUUGCAGCCGGAUUUAGAAACGCAUGGUAAACCGAACGUCUUCGUAACACCGCCAUCAACAUCAUUUAUGGUGAAGAAGAAAGAUGAAGUGCUUGAUAAGUUGGACGGGUUAUUAAAGAACCAUAAGAAUAUGACACUUUUGAUAGAUAAUAAAUUACACGAGGCUGUGGAAGAGUUACACUGGCCGUGGGUGGUUGAUGUGUACGUCGAUGGACGGCUGUGGUGCGUUGGCGCCUUGGUUGAUAAAUAUUGGGUGUUGGUGCACGAGUCUUGUCAUUAUGGUGUUAGAUUCAAUGCCAAUUAUAUAGCUGCGCUGUUGGGUGGUAGCAAAACGAAAAGUCGCCGCCACAAAAGCACACACGAACAGAUACGACGGGUCGACUGUUUCGAGCAGGUGGCUAAAAGCGAUGUGCUGCUGUACCAUUUAGAAAAACCCGUGCGUUUUACACACCAUGUACUGCCGACAUUUUUACCCGACUUUGCUAAAAACGUGGCUGAUGAGUCUUACCAAUGCAUUGCUAUUUUACACGACGAACAGAGCGGCCGUAUAAAAGCGGUAUCCGCUAUUGAGGAACGAAAUGAUGCUCUAUGUAAAGUUUCGGACACAUCAUGCUUUCGGCUAAUAGAACAUAAACCACCAAGAGAGCUAAUAGGGCUUGGAUUAAGCGAUGAGGAUUUUGCAAGCUUAUCGGAGGAACUAAAAGAAGAUUUAGAUAAAAACAACGACUCGACGGGAUCGACAAUCUCUCGCUUCACAACAUGCACACAAUUUGGCAAGAAGAACAUUAGUCGCACAGCUCUCGAACCUGUCGAUCAGGGCAUUUUGUCAUGUCGAAAAACAGAUUCCGGCUGGUUCCCAUUGGCUUUAUUCGACUACAAUAAUACAAAUUGCUACAGUUUUAAGGAUUCAUUUGCUUUGCGUACUCUAGAAAGGGUUUACGGUGAAAUGCAGAAAUUAAUAGACCAAUCGAAAUGUGAGCAUUCUAACGGGGCGCCGGUUUGUAGCACUUUUCGUUGCAUGCUCGGUGAUUGUUUGGAAGAGGAACAAAUUUGUAAUGGCAUGAAUGACUGUCAUGAUGGAGCUGAUGAAGAGAAAGAAAUGUGUAGUGGGCGUAAAAAAGUUUGCCAACCAUCGGAAAUGAAAUGUAGGUCUACAUACAAGUGCAUACCAAAGACGAAAUUUUGCGAUCACAUAGCUGAUUGUGAUGAUAUGACUGAUGAACCUACACUUUGUUCCUGUUACACAUAUCUGCAAGCCACAGAUCCGAAGAAAAUAUGCGAUGGCAUACGCAACUGCUGGGACAAAAGCGAUGAAAGCCCAGCGAUUUGUAAUUGUACCGCGAAUCACUUUCCGUGUGGCGCUUCAUCAAAUGAGUGUGUGCCACGUGACUUCGUUUGCGAUAAAGAACCGGACUGUCCAAAUGGCGAAGAUGAGAAAUACUGCGUGGGUCUCGAAUUUCCGCAAGAGAUAAUAACGCGAAAGGUCGGCUUUACUAAGCCACCGCAACUCAAGCACAAGCAAUUACCACAGUUCGGUCAGGUAAUCGAGCAGUCCUAUGGCGUUUGGCAUACAAAAUGCUUUCCACGUAACAGUCCACCAGAUUUGAAAGAGGUGCGGCAAAUAUGUAAAAAGCUUGGUUUCAGCCCCUAUAAACAGCCAAGUUACCGCAUAAUUGAUGAUGCAGUCAAGCAGGUGGUCGCGACAAAUGAGUGGCCCGAUCAACGGGGACGCAGCUUCGGCGAUGACGAAGAGUCACCUUUAGCCGAACGUUAUCGUAGUGCCACUAAAGCGGUAGUGGUGAGUAAAUUCUCACCGCUGAGUCUUAACGAAGAGUUGACGCUAUUCCUGAAGCCCAGCAGGCCCAUCGCCGAGGUGGCGCACUGGAAUGCGACCGACUCUGACAAGUGUUAUAGGCUAGAAAUAAAGUGUAUGUAG
Molecule: messenger RNA, 7960 nt
Organism: Bactrocera latifrons
Lineage: Eukaryota; Metazoa; Arthropoda; Insecta; Diptera; Tephritidae
Gene: ndl
Product: serine protease nudel
Exons: 18
Coding region: 59-7960 (2633 amino acids)
Biological process (GO): proteolysis
Molecular function (GO): serine-type endopeptidase activity; protein binding
Source: RefSeq, a predicted model, not a curated record